Medioppia subpectinata is the source of this 989-nucleotide messenger RNA. NCBI's taxonomy places the organism in Eukaryota, Metazoa, Arthropoda, Arachnida, Sarcoptiformes, Oppiidae. The record is from the annotation of a GenBank genome assembly.
GCAAAACAAUUUUGUUAACCAAAACAAAAAACAAUGUCUGUUUGCAAAGCGUUGGCGAGUCUACUGUUGGUCACCCUAUGCCCACUGGUAGCCCAGGGGGCUAUUUAUGGCUGCUAUUCGGGCACAAUCACAGGGUGUACGUGCAAAGGGGACUGGCCGACUUUAGCUACAAAGUGGUGCUGACGUGUUCGGGUGCCGUCGGGUCCGCCACCGACUUUGGCGAUAACCUACGCCUGCGAACCAAAGGCUACCAAAUCGACGAUUUUAUACUGUCCGCGUACCCGAACGCACGCCUCCCGGACACCCCCUUCGACACCACAACCGUUGUUAAGCGCGUAAUCAUCAAAGACUCGCCCAAACUCGAGGGGUUUGGACCGAAGGGAAAGGCCACCGGGUUUUUCACCGGAUUGGGUGCGACUUUUGAGACACUAGUCCUGUCGAACAACCCGGCCAUCCGUGCGGAGGAGUGGGAAGCGAUUGGCAAACAAGUGAAAACCAUAAAGACUCUGGUCAUUCAUAAAGCGCCCGAGUUUGAUGAUCUAGAUGCGUUGGCCGCGUUGGCCCCUACCCUACAGACACUGGUACUGCGCGCUACCGGUUUGACCACGUUCAAGGUCAAUUUGUCCACCUACGCCAAUUUGGCCAUAUUAGAUCUGUCGGAAACGCCCGCGCUCAAAAAGUUUGAUACCACUGUGCCGGCUAAGUUGAAAAAUGUAUUUAUUAGUGGCGCCGGUUUGGACACAUUAAGUCAGAAAACGUUGACCGAGCUGGUUAAGGCCGAUUUUGUUGAUUUGUCCAAGAACAAUCUAAACUGUGAUUGCUCAAACUUCCCUGCUGACUUUGUAAACGAGGCAAAUGAAAAGAAAUUCUUGGGCUCUACUUGUGCCACACCGACCGAAAUCAAGGGCUCCAAAUUUGCCACCACUUGUUUAAACAAGAACUUUUUGCUGUUUGGCAAACGAGCUAGAUCGUUGACAAGAAAACUAUAA